AAGCUGUUUUUGAGCUGUGUUUAGCAACUUGUCAUUUACCAAAUCGUUUCUCUUUGUUUUAAAUGUCUCUAGGAAAAAAGAAGGAAACAAAUGCAAUUGCUUUAAAAUCGCUUUUGCGCGAACCAGCAAACAAAAUAUGUGCGGACUGCAAACGUAAUGAACAACCAAGAUGGGCCAGCUGGUCUUUAGGUGUAUUCAUUUGCAUCAGAUGCUCUGGUAUCCAUCGAAGUCUCGGUGUUCACAUCAGCAGAGUGAAAUCUGUAGAUCUAGAUGCUUGGACGGAUGAGCAAACUGAAAAUAUGCAACGAUGGGGAAAUCAAAGAGCAAACAUGUAUUGGGAAGCAAACUUAACAGAUGGCCAUAUUCCUUCAGACAGCAAAGUUGCAACCUUUAUCCGAACAAAGUAUGAGUUACGGAAAUGGGUAUUGAGUCGUGAGAUUCCUUCUCCCGAGACACUUAUUCCAUUUGAGAAAAUGAACCCUUCCAUUUCUUCACCUGAGCCGAUUGCUCCUGGAAAACCAGCGGCUGCGAGCAUGCCUUCUAUAUCCAAGGAACCAUUGCGUUCUCAAAGCGAAGCUUCCAUGAUAGAUAUUGCUUCUAUGAAUACAUCAGAAAAUUAUCGCUUGCCAAACCCUGGUGCUUCCUCUACAGCUUCUACUCCUAAUUUGACGUCUCUGUCCUCCAAUAAUACGUCAACUGCUCAGGCUAAUCGACAGAAAGACCUCAAAUCGUCAAUACUCUCCUUAUACGCUUCGCCUCGCCCCAUGUCAGCCGUCAACUCACCGGUAUCUUCGUUUUCUAACAUUCCGUCGACAUCUACAUCGACUGUUCAAGGGGCACAACAAUAUGCUAGUCUUCAGUCACCGGUCUCCAGUGCUUCUUUUGUUGCUGACAAAUGGAAGAUGCCUCUUUUUGGUUCAACAAAUCCUUAUUCCUAUGCUCGAGAACCUGGUAUGCAGCCUCAACCUCCACGGAGAACCCAAUCUGCUAUGGAUCAUAAUAUAAUGAAUACCCAUGAUGUGUGGAAGUAACUUGCACAGCCGCGAAUGAAAAUUGUGCAAUCUUUACGUUUCUAUAUUUAUUCUUUGCUGCUACUUUAGAAGGAACAAAACAGGCACGAUUUAUUACAUAACCUGAUUUAUUAACAGUCUUUGAUAUGCCCUUUUUAAAUGUGUAUUCAAUCAUUUUUAUGAUGAUAGUUUGAUCGUUUUUAAUUACUUUCUUGUCCAAUUUUUGAGUUGUUGUAACAAUGAUCCACUCUGAAGCUACCCUUUUUUUUAAAAAAAAUGGCAAGAACAGCAUCAUAAUGGAUCAAAUUCACUAAGAUAACUACUUUCUUUACUUUAUGAAUUCAUUGAUAGGUUUUUUUUUUUCUUAAUAUUUUCUUUGACAAGACCUUUCCUUAAUAUUUUUUUUGACAAGACGAUGUUUGUGUACAUGGUUAGGUGAUGUCUAAUCCAACGAAUGAUAAUUCUAGGACAUGGCACCGUUGUAUUGAGAAAUUGAGAAAUUCGCAAGCCAAUUAAAGAAAGGUCUGUCUUUGAGAUUUGGGUAAGAUGUAAAUCAACAAUGCCUUUUAGGGAUUGAAGUAGAUCUCAUUAAAACGGAGAAGCUACGUGCUGCAAUGUGAGAACGGCUAUUUCUAAAAAGCUUUUAGAGAACUUUGAUACUGCUACAUAGAGGGAGUUGCUAUGCAC
This is a messenger RNA of Schizosaccharomyces cryophilus OY26, 1697 nucleotides long. RefSeq names its product GTPase activating protein. Gene Ontology annotation, biological process: endoplasmic reticulum to Golgi vesicle-mediated transport; intra-Golgi vesicle-mediated transport; endocytosis. The transcript has 5 exons. Gene Ontology annotation, cellular component: Golgi apparatus. The record is from RefSeq and is a predicted model, not a curated record. Lineage: Eukaryota; Fungi; Ascomycota; Schizosaccharomycetes; Schizosaccharomycetales; Schizosaccharomycetaceae. Gene Ontology annotation, molecular function: GTPase activator activity; metal ion binding. The coding region runs from base 63 to 1031 and encodes 322 amino acids.